AUGUAUAACUCCCACCUCCUCCUCAGCUUCGUCCUCUUGCUUUUUGUAGCCUUCAGCGCGAGCGGCGCCGUCGCCCCGGCACACCACAACGACCGCCGUCAAAUUCAUCUCGCAGCGCGGCAGACGUCAGGCCAAGAAGAGACCAGGACCAGAGGUGGCGAGAUGCCCAAGUUUGUCCGGCGGACUACAAUAGAGUCUGUAACACCCUCCUUGAAUAUCACGGAUGUAGCAGUAUCUCCAGUUGCAAGAGCUGACAUCAACCCGCAGUGCCCCUUCGACGGCGCAUCGUGUGUCCUGAUCGAGCCGAAGGGGGAUUCGAGCCGCAAACCCGAAGUGCGUUGCGGCUAUCUUGGCAGCACGAGGUCGUGA
Colletotrichum godetiae is the source of this 369-nucleotide messenger RNA. RefSeq lists its product as uncharacterized. The record is from RefSeq and is a predicted model, not a curated record. Bases 1 to 369 code for a protein of 122 amino acids. NCBI's taxonomy places the organism in Eukaryota, Fungi, Ascomycota, Sordariomycetes, Glomerellales, Glomerellaceae. The transcript is spliced from 2 exons.